Striga asiatica is the source of this 588-nucleotide messenger RNA. The record is from the annotation of a GenBank genome assembly. NCBI's taxonomy places the organism in Eukaryota, Viridiplantae, Streptophyta, Magnoliopsida, Lamiales, Orobanchaceae.
AUGAAGGAAUUACAGGAGGAAGAUUUCAUGGGCGCAGUCGAAAUCAUAAAAUCUGACCCAUUCGUGCCUUUACGCGAGACGGUAAUUGAAACGAAUUCCCUCGACAAUGAGAUGUGCAGUUCCCAUAACAAGCACAACCGUCUCUACAUGAAGGCUCGGCCACUGGAGGAUGACCUUGUCGCGGCCAUAAACGACGGGCGGAUCGGGCCUCAUGAUAAUCCUGUGGUUCGUUCAAAUUUCCGACGUGAGGAGUUCAGUUGGGACGAGGAUCGAAGCAAGAAUAUAUGGUGUUUGGGGCCCAACACCACGGGCCCGAACAUGGUUCUUAACAUGUGUAGGGAAACUCCAAAUCUGAAUGAGGUUAAAGAUUCCAUAGUCUGUGCUUUUGAGGCCGCCUCGCGUGUUGGCCCGCUUGUCGGGGAGAACAUGCGAGGCGUUUAUUUCGAAGUAUCCCAUGUUGAAUUGCACGAGGAUGCAAUUCACAGAGGCAGGAGUAAGAUCUUCCCGAUUGCACAGAAAGUCAUGCAUGCAGCUUAUCUGAAGGCAACUCCUCGUCUUAUGGAGCCCUUUUGCUUAGUCGACAUCUAG